Ambispora gerdemannii is the source of this 582-nucleotide messenger RNA. Lineage: Eukaryota; Fungi; Glomeromycota; Glomeromycetes; Archaeosporales; Ambisporaceae. The record is from the annotation of a GenBank genome assembly.
AUGAAGGCUGUAUUUUGUAGAAAGAAGCUCCGCGUAGAAAAUAUGGGCAGUGUACCACGUGAUGACCUUUCUCCAAAGAACCGGCGUGCCAGUUUCAGGUACAAAGGUUUUCUAAAAGAUUGUCCUGGUGGAGAACUAGAUAAGAACGAAUUCCAAAAAAUAUACAAACAAUUUUUCCCAUUCGGGGACCCGUCACGAUUUGCCGAAUACGUGUUUGACGUGUUUGACGAGAAUAAAAACGGGAAAAUUGAAUUCAAAGAGUUUAUAUGUGCAUUAUCGGUCACGUCUCGAGGCAAAUUAGACGAGAAAUUAUUAUGGGCAUUUCAACUCUACGAUAUUGACAAUGAUGGAUAUAUAUCACAAGAGGAAAUGCUGCGUAUUGUUGAAGCUAUAUAUAAAAUGGUGGGCAGUAUGGUUAACUUGCCUCCUGACGAGGAUACGCCCGAAAAACGCGUGAGCAAGAUAUUUGCCUUAAUGGACACGAAUCAUGAUGGAAAAUUAAGUAUGGACGAAUUCAAAGAAGGAUCAAAGCAAGAUCCUACAAUCGUUCAAGCAUUGAGCUUGUAUGACGGACUGGUAUAA